AACAAUACGCGAUCCAACUUUUGGCAUGUGCCUUUUGGUGGGAAUUUUGAUACAGGAAUUUUCAAUUAUCAAUAUUUUAACUGUUUAAAACAAAAAUGCAACGGGUUACACGCCUGAAAAAAGAGAUCGAGAUGUUUUCCCACUCUCCACCGUAUGGUAUUUCAUGCUGGGUUAAAGAAGACAUGGUUAAUCAACUUGAAGCUCAAAUUAUUGGUGGAGAUGGAACCCCAUAUGAAGGUGGAAUUUUCAAGCUUGAUAUUCAAGUUCCAGAAAGGUACCCUUUUGAACCACCGAAGUUGCGCUUUGUGACGCCCAUCUAUCAUCCAAACAUAGACACCGCAGGACGGAUUUGUCUCGACACUCUUAAAAUGCCACCAAAGGGAGCGUGGAAGCCGUGUCUAAAUAUAAGUACUGUGCUGACAUCGAUUCAGCUGUUAAUGGCCGAACCAAACCCUGAAGACCCACUGAUGACAGACAUUUCUAAUGAAUUCAAGUACAACAAGCCAUUGUAUGUUGAGACAGCCAAACAAUGGACUACCAAGUAUGCCAAAGACCACAGUAAGAUGAUUUCAGGUAAAAGUAUUGUCAAGGAUGUGGAGAAUGCUUCAACGAGUAACAAACAGAAAUUGUCAUCAAGUGACUCGGAUCCGACUGGUCCUAACAAGCGACAAAUGCCGAUGGCAGAUGUCACAAAUAAAAGACCAAAAGUUACGUGAAUGUGUUGGACGGUUCUGAAUUAGGAUGGUUGAAUAAUGUCACAGAUGUUAUGCAGUGUGAUAUAUUUAUUAGAUAGCUGAGCUAUAAUGUUAGACCAGCCAUUUUAGAUCUGCAAGUGUUGGGUACUAAUUCUGUCGAAGAUGAAAUGUUUCAUGAUUUGUUGGAUCACUUAAUGGUGCUUAAAGUGUGUUUUUGUAUGUUUAAUAAAUCCUUAAACGGUG
Molecule: messenger RNA, 938 nt
Organism: Gigantopelta aegis
Lineage: Eukaryota; Metazoa; Mollusca; Gastropoda; Neomphalida; Peltospiridae
Product: ubiquitin-conjugating enzyme E2 T-like
Exons: 6
Coding region: 96-716 (206 amino acids)
Source: RefSeq, a predicted model, not a curated record